This is a messenger RNA of Gasterosteus aculeatus aculeatus (three-spined stickleback), 2262 nucleotides long. RefSeq names its product very long chain fatty acid elongase 4. Gene Ontology annotation, cellular component: endoplasmic reticulum membrane; endoplasmic reticulum. Gene Ontology annotation, biological process: fatty acid elongation, polyunsaturated fatty acid; fatty acid elongation, monounsaturated fatty acid; fatty acid elongation, saturated fatty acid. Gene Ontology annotation, molecular function: fatty acid elongase activity. The record is from RefSeq and is a predicted model, not a curated record. Lineage: Eukaryota; Metazoa; Chordata; Actinopteri; Perciformes; Gasterosteidae.
CCGGCUGCUGCGCGUCCCGGUGAUCGGGAGAAGAAGAUGCGGCUGAGCGGCCGGCGCGGACUGAACGCACGACGGGCCCCAUCGGAGACGUUUAUUUCCGCUUCCCCUCGUGGAGUUUCUGGCCUGAAGUCGCCGUGUUGAUGUCGAUGUGUCACCGGGGCGGCGCGGAGACCGAUCAGCAGUAACGGGCCGGAGGAAGAGGAGGAAGAGGAGGAGGAGGAGGAGGAGGAGGAGGAGACGGAGAGCAGCGAGUGACUGAGAGGAGUUUGGCAUCAAAUUGCACCGGAUGUCAUUACACGCUGUUAAAUAUCGAGCACUAUAAUCCGGAACCAAAGGAAGAGCCAUGGAGGCUGUAACACAUCUGUUGAAUGACACGGUAGAAUUUUACAAAUGGGGCCUUACUAUAGCAGACAAGAGGGUGGAAGGCUGGCCGAUGAUGUCGUCUCCCAUCCCCACCCUGGCCAUCAGCUGCCUGUACCUGCUCUUCCUGUGGGCGGGGCCUAGAUACAUGCAGGACCGCCAGCCCUACACACUCAGGAAGACCCUCAUAGUCUACAACUUCAGCAUGGUGGUCCUCAACUUCUACAUCGCCAAAGAGCUCCUACUAGCCUCCCGAUCGGCCGGCUACAGCUACCUCUGUCAGCCCGUCAGCUACUCCGACGACGUCAACGAAGUCAGGAUAGCAUCUGCUCUCUGGUGGUACUACAUCUCCAAAGGAGUGGAGUUCCUGGACACCGUCUUCUUCAUCCUGAGGAAGAAGUUCACCCAGGUCAGCUUCCUCCACGUCUACCAUCACUGCACCAUGUUCAUCCUCUGGUGGAUCGGCAUCAAGUGGGUCCCCGGGGGACAGUCGUUCUUUGGUGCAACCAUCAACUCAUCCAUCCACGUGCUCAUGUACGGGUACUACGGCCUGGCCGCUUUGGGACCUCACAUGCAGAAGUACCUCUGGUGGAAGAAAUACCUCACCAUCAUUCAGAUGAUCCAGUUCCACGUGACCAUCGGCCACGCCGGCCACUCCCUCUACACGGGCUGCCCGUUCCCCGCCUGGAUGCAGUGGGCCCUGAUCGGCUACGCCGUCACCUUCAUCAUCCUUUUCGCCAACUUCUACUACCACGCUUACCGGCGCAAACCCGCCGGGCUGAAGGGAGGGAAGCCCGCGGCCAACGGCAGCUGCGCGGUAGCCAACGGUCACAGCAAGGCGGAGGAGGUGGAGGAGAACGGCAGGAGGCAAAAGAAAGGGAGAGCGAAAAGGGAGUAACGGCUGCUCAGUGAAUACAUAUAAACAUACAAAAACAAAAAAAGGACAGUCGUGUUGAGGAAGAUAGAAGGAGGGCGGGGAUGAGCAGGAACCAGACGGGCUUCACCAUCCCCGCACGUUGUGUAGAAAAUGUGGUUUGUGACCGACCUGGACAGGUGGAAGGGUAGCAGUGUGUGUUUGUGUCUGUGAGGGGUUGUGAGAGGAGGAGAGGGGUGUUGGUUGUCCAUCCAUCAGGAGAACGAUGCUGAUCAUUUAUGCUCUUCUGUCCAACUGGCUGUUGGACCGUAAUGGGACCCAAAUAUUAUAGGACCUACAAUCUGCUCAGCAUCCAGUAACUUAUCGACCAAACUUCCCCUCCAACUUUUGUACUCUGGAUUCCAGUAUUGAUUUAACUGAAAGCUUAAAUAGUCUUUAAUAUGCUAAUUUAUUUUCUAGCGCUCUAUAAGAGCUGUAAUGAAUUUAACUAUUAACAACAAAACAACAUGCACAUGCAUUUUUUCUUGGUUCGGCCGGUAAAUGUAUGUUAACUCAUAAUCAGAGUUGAGAAAAAUGAGCAGAUGUUAAAAAAUCACAUUAAGACAACUGCCAUUUACUGCAUUGACUCUUGUAUUGACCUUCUGCUGUCUGAAACUUAACUGUCACGCAUUUACACAAUUACACAUUUUCUUUGGGAUCUUUGUUAAUUAAUAAUGUGGUUUGAAAAAGACUUUGGGGAGGGGGACUGUAGUUUUAUUUCAUUUAUGCAAACGUGUGGGUAUCUUUCUUUUAAUAUUGUUUGUGCGUCCUCAUGAUUUAUUUAUUUUUGCUCUGCAAUGUAGGCGAGGUGCAAAAAUAAGAGAUUAAAAACUCAGCUGAAUAUUGUCUCUGCCAUGUAGGACACUUUUUCUUCUUCUUCUUUUUUUUCUAAAGAAAACAAAUGGUUAUUUCAUUGUCUUAAUGAGAAUGAAAGCUACACAGCUUCUGGCUGCAAAUAGAACUGAAAUAAAGGCAAUGUCAGCACCCCA